Molecule: messenger RNA, 650 nt
Organism: Zychaea mexicana
Lineage: Eukaryota; Fungi; Mucoromycota; Mucoromycetes; Mucorales; Lichtheimiaceae
Exons: 1
Source: RefSeq, a predicted model, not a curated record
UUGAGUUUGAAACUUUCAGGGUAAUCUUUGAUAAAACGGGGUGACGUGAGGGGUUUUUUUCCGAAAGUGCAGUACACCACAAAGAAAAGCUUUUCACUGCUUUCUUCUCACCCACACUUGCACCAGCUUUCUCUCUCUCUCUCUCUCAUAAACAUGUCCACCACAACCAACAACAUCGACGUCUCCGGUGCUUACUUCUCGACCUGGCCUUCUCCCGUGCCCCGCCCAGGAAAAUUACCUAGGAGGAACGUCAGCGCGAGGCCUGGCGCCAGUACAAAGCCAUGGCGAAGGAGCUCGCAGAAGGAGCUCAGGAAGCCCAGGCCAAGAGGGCAUACUUUGAUCGGGUCAAGGCCCAGAAAGCAUACACUUGGACUGGCGCCCACCAACCCCGCCCGAAGCCUGGUCAAGCCUUCCACCACUGCCGCAAGCACCAGAAGGGGUGGAACAAGUCGCGCCCCAUCGACUGCCGGUUCGCCACUCUGGACGAGAGUACGGGCGCCAUCCGUUUUGACAGCAAUGCAGCGAUGGCAGAGCGCGAGCGCGUCCACAACACGUAUAUGCAGCUUAGUGCUGCAUAUGCCUGGGACAAGGACGGCGUUUCCUGGCCGGACAUCUACAAGAAUGAGUUCCCUUUUGCUCAAUAUGAGUAA